Molecule: messenger RNA, 2706 nt
Organism: Melopsittacus undulatus (budgerigar)
Lineage: Eukaryota; Metazoa; Chordata; Aves; Psittaciformes; Psittaculidae
Product: sulfate transporter
Exons: 3
Coding region: 63-2210 (715 amino acids)
Biological process (GO): transmembrane transport
Cellular component (GO): plasma membrane
Molecular function (GO): bicarbonate transmembrane transporter activity; chloride transmembrane transporter activity; oxalate transmembrane transporter activity
Source: RefSeq, a predicted model, not a curated record
GAGUCCCGUCCGUCCGCCCGAGGUGUGCCCGGAGCCGCCGGCGGCCCGCAGGAGUCCUUGAGAUGACAGCAAUGGCAGAAUUCAACAGCAUCCAUUCAGUGACUGAAAUGCCAGAAGGAGACAAUCCUAAAAGCGGUUUCCAUCAUGGAAUGUUCUUGGAACCUCAGGAGAAGAAGAAGAGCAUGAAGGCUCUGGUGGUUAAGCAAGCAAAGAAAACUUGCAGCUGCACUCCAGCCAAAGUUAAAGACUUUGUUUUAAGUUUCUUUCCUGUCUUGCAGUGGCUCCCUAAAUACAAACUGAGAGAGUACCUACUGGGAGACAUAAUGUCUGGUGUGAUUGUGGGGGUGUUACUAGUCCCCCAGUCAAUUGCUUAUUCUCUCUUGGCUGGGCAGGAGCCUAUUUAUGGCCUUUAUACAUCCUUUUUUGCUGGCAUUAUUUAUUUCAUAUUUGGAACCUCCCGCCACAUCUCAGUUGGCAUCUUCGGUGUGAUUUGCCUGAUGGUGGGACAAGUGGUGGAUCGUGAGAUACAGAGAGCUGGCUAUGAUGCAGAGCCAGCUGCGCUCAGUGGCCUCACAGCUACAGCAGCAUAUGCAAACACCACCAGUUUUCCUGUGAAUCGGACAUCAAAAGAGCUACUCUGUGAUAAAAGCUGCUAUGCAAUUACAGUGGGAGCCACUAUGACCUUCAUAGCUGGAGUUUAUCAGGUGGCCAUGGGUUUCUUUCAAGUGGGCUUCGUCUCAGUGUACCUCUCCGAUUCAUUGCUGAGUGGAUUUGUCACGGGUGCCUCCUUCACCAUCCUGACCUCACAAGCCAAGUAUCUCCUGGGUCUAAACAUUCCAAGGACCAGUGGCAUUGGCUCCCUCAUAAUCACAUGGAUAAACAUCUUCAGAAACAUACACAAGACCAACAUCUGUGAUCUCAUCACCAGCAUCUUGUGCUUUCUUGUACUUAUCCCAGCCAAAGAGCUUAAUGAUCGUUUUAAAUCCAAGCUCAAGGCUCCAGUACCAGUUGAACUAGUCGUGAUUGUGGCAGCUACUCUGGCAUCUCACUUUGGGAAGCUGAGAGAGACUUAUGGCUCAAGCGUUGCCGGACGCAUCCCAACUGGGUUUCUGCCACCCCGUCCUCCAGACUGGAACCUGCUUCCUCAUGUGGCUUUGGAUGCUAUCCCCUUAGCUAUUAUUGGCUUUGCCAUCACUGUCUCCCUCUCGGAGAUGUUUGCCAAGAAGCAUGGUUACUCUGUGAAGGCCAACCAGGAAAUGUAUGCCAUUGGCUUCUGCAACAUCAUUCCCUCUUUCUUCCAUUGUUUUAUAACAAGUGCAGCUCUUGCGAAGACUCUUGUCAAAGAGUCUACAGGCUGUAGCACACAAAUGUCUGGCAUGGUGACUAGUUUGGUAAUCCUAUUAGUCCUCCUUGUGAUUGCACCUUUGUUUUACUCCCUUCAGAAAUGUGUCCUUGCUGUCAUAACCAUUGUAAACCUCAAAGGAGCCCUGCAGAAGUUCAGGGACCUGCCAAAGAUGUGGCGUUUGAGCAGAGUGGAUACAGUGAUCUGGCUAGUUACUAUGGCAGCCUCAGCACUCAUCAGUACUGAGAUUGGUCUUUUGGUUGGUGUUUGCUUCUCUAUGCUCUGUGUCAUUUUCCGAACUCAGAGGCCUGAGGCACCACUGCUUGGCUGGGUGGCGGAGUCUGAGACAUAUGAAUCCCUGUCUGCUUACAAGAACUUGCAAACCAAGCCAGGAAUUGUGGUGUUCCGUUUCGAAGCACCCCUCUACUAUAUCAACAAAGAGUGCUUUAAAUCCAUCCUGUACAAGCAAACUGGGGUCAACCCAGUCUGGGUGAAAGCAGCAAAGAAAAAGGCAGCAAAGAGAAUGCUUAGAGAGAAAGAGGUAGAUUCUGGUGGCAACCAGACCAGCACCUCCAUGGAUUUUGUCUCUGAACCUCUGGGAUUUCACACCAUAGUGAUUGACUGUUGUGCAGUACAGUUUCUGGACACGGCAGGAAUACGCACUCUCAAAGAGGUCUGCAAGGACUACAGGGAGAUAGAAGUCCAGGUGCUUCUGGCCCAGUGCAAUCCUUCAGUGAGGAGUUCCCUGAUCCGAGGAGAAUUCUUUAAAGAGGGGGAAGACCACCUUCUCUUCCACAGUGUGCACCAGGCUGUGGACUAUGCACUGGGUGCACAGAGGCACAGUGGGACUAGCGUUUGUAAGAACUAGCUGUGGAAAGGCAGCAAGUAGGAACAAAGCUUGGGGAAAUAAUGAUGGUGGGUCUGUAUAUAUGUGCAAUAUACAUGCGCUCGGAUAAAAAGAAGCAGAGUGGUUGUUAACACACUGAUUACUUUGCAGUCUGUUUUGAUGCUUUAAAUUUGCCUGCUGGGCAUAGUGAUUCAUUAGGUGGUAUUGAAUGAAGGCAAUUCUUAACUUGAUUAUGGUCAAUCUGUGAAUCUUAGAGUUUUCAUAUGGUUAUUCAUCUCAUUCUGCUUCUCUCUAGGACUUACCAUGUCUUGGUUCCCCUCUAAGUUUUGAUCAUAAGCCUUGUAAGUCUUCAUUGCAACCCUGUCCUAUGGAUGGGAUUUUGAUGUAGUCUGGCUACCCUGUCCAACUGAACAAUGAGAGGCAGCUCAUUUCUUGUUACUCAUUCUGGCAUUGCUUUUCCAUAUCACCACACCCUUACAUUUUCUAAGGAAUGACUGAUGGGGACUGUUUGCUCUAG